AUGACUUCCCUGUUAUCUGAACAUGAACCGCAAGAUUCACUUCCAUUUGUGAAAGACGCGACGCCUUCUUUCGAAUCAAAUGAGCGCAUUUUAGCUCCAUCGAUUGAAGAAGUGGAUUCGAACCCAGAAGAGUUACGCACGCUGCGUGGUAAAGGUCGUUACUUUGGCGAUACUGAUCCAUCCGAGUAUAUUUCCGAGGCGGAACCAAAAUGCAAUAACUGCUCACAACGUGGCCAUUUCAAAAGAAACUGUCCGCACGUAAUAUGCUCGUACUGUGGGUUGAUGGACGACCAUUACUCACAACACUGUCCGAAAGCUAUUAGAUGCGCUAACUGUAAUGGGGAGGGACACUACCGCAGUCAGUGUCCGCAUAAGCGGAGGCGCGUUUACUGCACGCUUUGCAAUAGCAAGAAUCAUGCCCGCGAUCGUUGUCCCAGCAUUUGGAGAAGUUACUACUUGCUAGACAGUGAUAAGCGGCGAACUUUAGCAAUACACACGAUUUUCUGCUAUAACUGCGGGGAAAAGGGCCAUUUUGGAGACGACUGUUUUAUUGAUAGAUCAUCGCGAGUCCCCAACGACGAUGGAAGCGCCUUCUCUGGUAAUAAUCUGCCGCAACAGGUCCAACAAGAUUACUUCACGCACCUUGAUAGGUGUCAAGAAGACUUUUCGUAUGAUUUCCCAACAGGAAAGAGAGAUUUAUACUCUUCCGGUGGCCUUGAUGACAUUGCUUCUAAAGAUGACUCCUCUUCCAAGUCGCAUUCCAAAAAAUAUAAAAAGAGAAGUCGAAGAAACGAAGAUUUUAAUCCUAAUACAGGUUCGAGAUUUAAACCUAGUUAUGGAAACUCAAACUUUUACCCACCUCCAUAUCAAAAGUCAAAAGCAGCCCCCAAGCCGUCAUCAGGAGGAACUGUAUUACCACCCAAAAAGCAGCGCAAACAUCCGCUUGACUUUCCUCGCUCAUCGAAGUCCCAGCACCAAAGGUUUGACUAUUGA
Messenger RNA from Lachancea sp. 'fantastica', 993 nucleotides. The record is from the annotation of a GenBank genome assembly. NCBI's taxonomy places the organism in Eukaryota, Fungi, Ascomycota, Saccharomycetes, Saccharomycetales, Saccharomycetaceae.